AUGGCGUGGCACUCGUUCUUGCCGAAACUCACAGUCCCUAAGAAGGUGGUCUUUGAGAAUGGCAAACUCAAUGCGCUCUGGUACUUCCUCCACCUGCCCCUCAUAGGAUAUGCUACGAUUCUCUUCGCAGUCCAGAAACAGUAUUCCGAAGUGAUCAGCAACUCACCGUUUCUGAUGGUAAAUGUGGAUCCUUUGGACGCCAUGCCCUACAUGUUUGGAGCGGUCUCGAACGUCAGUGAAGAUCCAUCCAUUCUGUCAUGGUGCGCUGCAGCCGGUGGACCAUAUUUGUGUGACUCCAAUGCGGUCAUCCAGGCUGCUUGUGUGGAACUGCUGACCGAGAGCAUCCUGUCCGCGGUCCCCGGAUUGUCGAUGCUCUCGUUUUGUACCCGACUCUGCGACCUGGAUAAGCUGGAUGCCCUUGAUUGCCUCGUGCCCCCAUCAUUAUUUCGUCCGCAAGGUAGUACUUCCCUCCAGAUCACCACCUACACUGCCUUCAACCAAGGUCUAUUCACUGGAGGGAACAGGAACAUCCUGGUGCACUUGCAUCCCUUACUUCGUUUUGCCCCUGUGACCUUUAGCUAUUCGUUCCAAAUGUCAAGAUCUGCUCCGUAUUUUUUUGGAACCGACCCUGGCAUUGCUGAACGAAAAACAGGUGCAGAUGCAUAUACGGUUGCUGUCACAAGCGAGGAGAAGGUUUUGAUGAUCUUCACACCGGGAGAACGAGUCAUCAUUCCCCCUCCAAGCAUAGUGGCACUGGCUGGCCUGCCAUGGGAUGCGACAGUGAUGUUGGCGGGCGGCGAGUUCUAUGCAGUGGUGAACUGCUACACUGACGGUUUUGAUUUGCCUACAGCCCUUGAUUGGUCCGGCCAUUCUACCCUUGAGCCAAGCCCGGAAAUUCCAGUUUGCUUGUUGACCGUGGAUCAGCUGCGACCAGCUUCUGGUUACAAAAUGGCGGACACUUUGUCGGAUAUGGCACAAGCAGCUGCCCAGAUUCGGGUGGAUACGGGAAGAGGCGAUAGCUUUCAUCGCUUGCCCUCCCUUUCAGCCAUUGUGUUGAACCUUAUCUCCCUGGUAGUCUUGCUGAAAUUUCCGACCAUUUUGACAAUUGUCUUUGCCACAAAUUGCCUCGGCUCUCUCUCGAAUGUCUACAAGCGAGCUCACCAAGAGACCAUGGACAUCUCGACUCGAGUUGCUCAGCUGGCACUUCGUUUACUGUCGGACACUACGAUACUGGGUCAACUCGUGGAUCCCAAAACUGGCACAGGUGUCUCCAAAGCGAAAUUGAAGGAGCAGCUUUGCAUCAUCCUGCAGAAGGUUGUGCCAUCAAAAGAGGAGCACGAGAUACUGGCAGAAGACUUGUCAGAGCACAUCUUCAAAACCUUGAGGAAAAUGCCACAAGGGCACAAGAAUUUGGAGGAAGAGAUGGCCCAUGGCAGUCAUUUGGCCAACUUGAUGUCCAUUGGCCAAACUGUCAACGUCCAGGAUCUGUGUGCGUACUUUGACACUUCGCGGCGACGGUCCUGGUUGGAGUGGUUCACACUGCCCUCUUCUCAGCGAAAACUCUUGAGAGAGAAGAAAACUCGCGAAGCAAGCAAGCAAGAUGACACCGUGGAACCCGAACCUAGUGAUAUCAAGGCACAGGCUUCAUCCCUCUCAAGACUCAGCGCAGCAAGUUCUCAGUCAGAAGUUUGCGUCGAAGUUUCAGAUGGCGAACACCUCCUGGAGGUCCAGGCUCUUCAAAACGAAAUCGACCUGUUGAUCGGUCAAGUGCGGACGAUCAAGGAGCGUCAAACGGAGGAGGAUCGCGAAGAACAAAGGCAACAAGAGGUGGAGGAGCGAGUGCAGCAUCUCUAUGUCGCUAUGGAGAAUCUUCUUCAGAAGAUCGACGGCAUUGAAGCAGAUGAUGCGGCAGACGUUUCCAGAGCAGGCUUGGCGACCUUGAAGAAAGGGACCCAAGAUCUGGAAGCCCGCGUGUUGCAGUUUGAGGAGGAGAACGUUAGGCUUUCUGAUCAGAUUCAGGCCCUGCACGACUGGGCUGAUGCUCGUCAAACCGAAGCAGUCAAGGAGCUCGAAAAGGAAACGAAAGCCACGGUGGCGAUUUCCAGCGCUGUCGGAAGGGAGGAGACGCGGGAGACGGCCGGAAGGGAGGAGACGCCUGUCAGUGCUGUCAGGGCUGUCAGCCCUGUCAGAGCUGUCAGAGCCAGUCCUCUCCGGAUGCAACAGGAGAGAACCUGA
Molecule: messenger RNA, 2235 nt
Organism: Cladocopium goreaui
Lineage: Eukaryota; Dinophyceae; Suessiales; Symbiodiniaceae
Source: the annotation of a GenBank genome assembly